Verticillium alfalfae VaMs.102 is the source of this 1080-nucleotide messenger RNA. RefSeq lists its product with no specific name. Bases 1 to 1080 code for a protein of 359 amino acids. The record is from RefSeq and is a predicted model, not a curated record. The transcript has 2 exons. NCBI's taxonomy places the organism in Eukaryota, Fungi, Ascomycota, Sordariomycetes, Glomerellales, Plectosphaerellaceae.
AUGCCAUCAGAAUCAGAAAAGGCCUCCGGUUUUCAUGACCAUGACAACCAAUUCUCCCAUACCCGAGCUUCUUCAGGCGAUACAGAAGACUUCACUAAUGAUCCCCGCUACGGUACUUUGAACCAGGUGCACCAGAAAGAGGAGCAUGAUGGUGAUAAACGCACUUCCUUCGCCAGCAUGCGUACCAGCGAACAUCCGAUACUGUACUACAGCGAACACUCAACAAUUCAUCACUCGAAGCGAAAGCGACCCGAGCUAGAUGAGUCGGACGGGUCGCGUUCUCCACGUGCCCAACGUCAACGUGUAAAUGGCGUAUCGGACCCCCGAGACAACGCCUAUGACCAACCGUCGAGCAAAAAAGGAAAGAUUGGUCCUCCUCGGGACCGACUAUCCGAUCCAUCUCUGUGCUCGCAACCUCAACCCCGUUGCACCAACGUGUCGGAAGGCUUCAUUUCGGCUACUGUACAUCCUGGCCCAGAGGAGAACUACUCCAGGCCUUUCCCAGAUGACAAUAGUGAAAAAAGCCAAAUCGACGACGGCGGACUGCAAACCCAUUCUCUGUGGCCUCUAGUGGCCUGCCCCCGUCGCAGCUACAGUUUAGCGGUGAUCCUCGACGAUGAACCAGAGGCUCGGAAUGCAGAACGACACAACCGGUUACCGCGUCAGAGAGAUCCCUUAUCUCAGGAUUAUGGUGAUCAUGUCGAACGUGGUCUUAGAGUCAGUCCAGAGGAAGAUGCUAUUGGGGACGCCCAAGCCAAUGAUGGCUCGGAGCUUCCACUUACGUCUGGCUCUGCAUUCCAACACCCUUCUCCAUACCUGAUUCCGGGCCCUAGUGGCCUCUCAGCACAGCCUACUCAAGAGGUCUUCAGGCUCAACCCCAGCCCUGUUCUGUCAACUGUGUCAGACGAUCCUCCAUGCUUUACUCUAUCUAGCGUUGUAGCGAUCGCCCGGGAUAAGCGGACGUCGGUUGCCUGCAAAUACUGUCGCAAGAGGAAGGUCUGCUGGAGGGCCGCUCGGAAGGACUAUAUAACGGGCCGAGUGCGCAGCCCCUUCUGUCCAAAUCGACAGGCCUAUUUCUAG